Messenger RNA from Linum trigynum, 890 nucleotides. The record is from the annotation of a GenBank genome assembly. Lineage: Eukaryota; Viridiplantae; Streptophyta; Magnoliopsida; Malpighiales; Linaceae.
GACGAAGCAAUACAAGAUAGUGAUGUUAUCACACGUUUCACUUACCGUCUUCCAGAAUGGCAGAAUGGUGUUUUAUUUCAUUAUUCGAUGCCUAUUGUGGAUGAUGAUAGUUUGAAUGUGCUUUUCGAUUUUAUGGCACAAAACCCUUAUUGUUUGGGUGCUGAGAUACAUGCUGAGCUCAGUGAGAAUCGGGAUGGAGAGGAAGAAGAUACAUGGAGCAUGCCAUCCAAUCAUGACGAUGUUGACGGAGAGGAGGAUGAUGCGGAAGAGGAGGAGGAGGAAGAUGGCGAAGGAGAGCAGCCUAAUUAUCCUCCAUAUUUUUACUUGCAGGGUAAUGAAGAGGACGACGAAUUAUCAUAUGCUGAUUCAUAUGGCGUAAUUCCAAUGCCUGUUGUUGCUAGUUUUGGAGAAUUCUACAAGGGGCAAAUAUUUCACUCGAAACAAGCUGCACAGAUGGCGGUUAAAUACCACGCACUACAACGCAACUUUCAAUAUGGCGUGGUGGAGUCGUCACCUUCAAUCUGGAAGGUCAGAUGCUUGAGGCACAAGGAUGACAAUUGUCCUUGGAUGGUGAGAUGUUGGAAGCGAAUGGACUGUUUGAAAGGCCGAGUUGGUGCAUUCUUGUAGCAGUACGACUCAACUGACGGAUCAUCGCCAUCUUGAUGUCAAUAUUAUAUCUGAGGCCGUCAAACAUUUGGUACGUGCCCAACCAAAUCUGAGAGGUGGUGCAAGAGGAAGUAGUGGUAAUAGUAGUGGUAUGUAGUUUCGUCGAAUUUUUAUCAAAUGUAUUUGUUGUUGUUUUUCAUUUAGUUGUUAUGGUUUGAAGUAGUGGUUGUAUUUCUAUGCGUAGUUUGUUGUUGUUGGCCAAAUUAUAAAAUGUCCGAGUUGUU